This is a messenger RNA of Prosopis cineraria, 1102 nucleotides long. Its product is annotated as tetraspanin-2-like. Lineage: Eukaryota; Viridiplantae; Streptophyta; Magnoliopsida; Fabales; Fabaceae. Bases 102 to 917 code for a protein of 271 amino acids. The record is from RefSeq and is a predicted model, not a curated record. The transcript has 2 exons. Gene Ontology annotation, cellular component: plasmodesma; plasma membrane. Gene Ontology annotation, biological process: auxin-activated signaling pathway.
UCAAUACAAACUACAACUUCACAACAACAGUCUCCGUAUGCGUACCCAGAAACCAAAUCAAACCAAACCAAAAGCAAACUCAUCAUCAUCAUCAUCUCUCUAUGGGUUUAAGCAAUAACAUCACAGCAGUGGUUAACUUCAUAGCCCUUUUAUCUUCAAUCCCCAUUAUAGCAGCAGGAAUAUGGCUAGCUUCAAAACCAGACAACGAAUGUAUCCACGACUUUCGUUGGCCCGUCAUCGUUUUGGGCAUUCUGGUUCUUGUCGUUUCUCUGGCUGGUUUUCUUGGAGCUUACUUUUACAGACAAUGUCUUUUAGCCUUUUAUCUUGUCUCUAUGGCCUUGCUUAUCGUUCUGCUUCUUGUCGUUCUUGCGUUUUCCUUCUUCGUGACCAAUCCUGAUGGAAGCUUUCAUGUUCCUGGUCGAGCCUAUGAUGAGUAUAAUCUUGAGGGUUUCUCUGGUUGGCUCAGAAACCAUGUUACGAGUCCUGAAUCAAGGUGGCAUAAGAUAAGUACGUGUUUGGCUGGUUCUAACGUUUGCACUAAGCUCCCUGAGGAUUACGUCACUUCUGAUGAGUUUUUCAACUCUAAUCGUAUUUCUCCUUUGCAGUCAGGAUGCUGUAAGCCUCCAACAGCAUGCGAGUACAACUAUGUGAACCCGAUAUUGUGGGUGAACACAACAAAUCCAAUGGAUAACCCAGAUUGUUACAUGUGGAACAACGACCAGGUUCAGCUGUGUUAUAAUUGCAAUGCAUGCAAGGCUGGUCUGUUGGGAAAUCUUAGAAGAGAGUGGAGGAAAGCCAAUAUGAUUCUGCUUGUGGCUCUGGCGGUUCUCAUUUGGGUCUACAUCAUUGCCUGUAGUGCCUACAAGAACACAAGAAGAGAGACCCUUUUCCGCCAUUUCAAGCAGGGUUGGUUUUGACAUGUUUCUGCUAAUUUUGCUCAUUUUUGUUGUCUUCUACAUUGACCCAGUAGGAUUUUGUUGUGUUUGGUUUCAAUCCUCUGAAAUUCUCAAUUCUCAAGUGUAUGUGAACUUUGAAAAUAGAAGAUAGAAAGUUGAGUGGAAGAAAAAUAAAAUAAAAUGUAAACUCCAUGCACAUUUACACU